Formica exsecta is the source of this 876-nucleotide messenger RNA. Its product is annotated as odorant receptor 22c-like. The annotation marks the transcript as partial. Lineage: Eukaryota; Metazoa; Arthropoda; Insecta; Hymenoptera; Formicidae. Gene Ontology annotation, cellular component: plasma membrane. Gene Ontology annotation, biological process: detection of chemical stimulus involved in sensory perception of smell; sensory perception of smell. The record is from RefSeq and is a predicted model, not a curated record. The transcript is spliced from 5 exons. Gene Ontology annotation, molecular function: olfactory receptor activity; odorant binding.
AUGUGGCGUGGUAUAUGGCAGCCUAUCGAAUGGUCAUCGACUGGCGUUAAACUGUUAUAUAAUGUAUUUACUUUUAUUGUACUAGUUUUGGAAUAUUCUUUAACAUUAACCCAAUUCAUGGACAUCGUUUUUGUUGUCAAUAAUAUCGAUGAUUUCGUCGCCGAUUCUUUAAUGUUCGUGACUAUGGUCGCUGUUUGUUGUAAAGCGACUAUCGUCAUAAUACGUCGAAGUGCAAUUAUCGAUUUAAUACAAGCGUUGUUGAAAGAACCGUGUAAACCGCGAGAGAAGGAUGAAGUAAUGAUACAAACGAAAUUUGACAAGUUUAUCAGUUUACAAACGUGCGCCCAGUUUGAAAUUUUCGAAAGUCGUCUUCGCAAAUUAAUAGCUAACAAAACAAUUAAAUGUCUGGAAUACUCGUCUGUUCCGCCAGAUAACGGAAGACUAAUAAUAUCGGAAUACAUACAUCAUCAUCUCAGCAUUUACAAAUAUGCCAAAACGGUAAAUAUUAUAUUCAAUCAGGUGCUAUUUGUUCAAUUCUUCAGCAGUAUAUUGGUAUUAUGUACAACUGUAUAUUAUAUGUCAGCACAUAUUAUGGAAUUCAAAGGUGCUACUUUCAUGGUGUACACUUUCUGUAUGUUUAUACAAAUUUACAUUUAUUGCUGGUCUGGAAACGAAGUCAUACUUAAGAGUCAAAAUGUAGGAGAUGCGAUAUAUCAUAUGGACUGGCCUCUGUUAUCAGUCGGCGAAAAGAAAGAUCUGCUGAUAAUUAUGAUACGCGGUACUAUCCCUAUAAAGUUUACUAGCAGUUUCUUGAUAACUUUAUCUCUCCAAUCUUAUAGCAACGUUAGUGUCUCUAUUAUAUUUAUAUUUGAAAUA